This is a messenger RNA of Laccaria bicolor S238N-H82, 402 nucleotides long. RefSeq lists its product as uncharacterized. NCBI's taxonomy places the organism in Eukaryota, Fungi, Basidiomycota, Agaricomycetes, Agaricales, Hydnangiaceae. The record is from RefSeq and is a predicted model, not a curated record. The transcript has a single exon. Bases 1 to 402 code for a protein of 133 amino acids.
AUGCGCGCCCUCGAAGACGCAAACGAAGUCCAAAUCUUCCGCACCCAGCGCGAAAUGGCCCACAUCCCAAAGAAACAAAAAGGAAAACAUCAUCAACCAGAAGUAUCAACAGGCCCCGUCCUAGUCGACGUAUUCGCCUGGCGUCUCUCCACCUCACCAAACGCCCCUCCACGUCGUAUCUACGAGGAAGGCAAGAAGACAAAAAUAAAGAUUAAACCUGUGGUGGGUAGGGAAGUCGGUGUCGGGCUUGAUACCUCGCAUUUGAGUAAACGGAGGCAGGCGGCGAGGGUGGGUAAGGUGUCUAGGGAGGUGUUGAAGAUGAAGGUGAAUUGGGAAAAGGAGAAUGGGAUGGCGUGGUUGCAGAGGGGGAAGGUGGCAAAGUUCAAGCCUCAGAGAGCGUAG